Trypanosoma cruzi is the source of this 504-nucleotide messenger RNA. RefSeq names its product clathrin coat assembly protein AP19, putative. The transcript has a single exon. Gene Ontology annotation, biological process: vesicle-mediated transport; protein transport. Gene Ontology annotation, cellular component: AP-1 adaptor complex; intracellular membrane-bounded organelle. The coding region runs from base 1 to 504 and encodes 167 amino acids. Gene Ontology annotation, molecular function: clathrin-cargo adaptor activity. NCBI's taxonomy places the organism in Eukaryota, Euglenozoa, Kinetoplastea, Trypanosomatida, Trypanosomatidae. The record is from RefSeq and is a predicted model, not a curated record.
AUGAUAAAAUACCUGCUUCUGAUCAGCCGCCAGGGCAAACUGCGCCUGGCAAAGUGGUAUGUUGCAUAUCCCAAAAAGGAAAAGGCCAAACUUGUGCGUGAGGCAUGUCAACUUGCUUUGGGUCGGUCGGCGCGCUUUUCCAAUGUGGUUGAGCACAGGGGCAGCAAGUACAUUUGUCGUCGUUAUGCCUCCCUUUAUUUUGUUGCUUCCAUCGAUAAAGACGACAACGAGCUGAUCGUGCUGGAAGUCAUCCACCAUUUUGUGGAGGUAUUGGACCGCUACUUUGGCAAUGUCUGCGAGCUCGAUCUCAUCUUCAACUUCCAUCGAGCCUAUUUUGUGCUGGACGAGGUGAUACUGGGCGGUGAGUUGGAGGACAGCAGUAAGCGUACAAUUCUAAAGUAUAUUCAGGUGCACGACGGCGCUUCGGAGGAGAUUGAGCAGGCUGGUUCCAACGGUGCGGCCGCCGCCAUUGCAGCCACCGUUGGCGCGCUCAAAAUUGCGUAG